Molecule: messenger RNA, 1019 nt
Organism: Brassica rapa (field mustard)
Lineage: Eukaryota; Viridiplantae; Streptophyta; Magnoliopsida; Brassicales; Brassicaceae
Product: nifU-like protein 2, chloroplastic
Biological process (GO): iron-sulfur cluster assembly
Cellular component (GO): chloroplast stroma; mitochondrion
Molecular function (GO): iron-sulfur cluster binding; iron ion binding
Source: RefSeq, a predicted model, not a curated record
GUCGUUCUACCAUAGGCCCACGAAGAUAAUCAUUGGCCAGGCCAAGAAAGCGUUCAACGAUAAAAAGGAAUCUCACAUCAUUUUUCAGAAACAAUGUCGUGAUUUGGUUUUCUUUCUCCCUAAAGAGUUUUUCUUUUCGACCAGAGUGGAGGAGAGAUGCAAUCGUUUGCGCUAAAUCCAGCAGCCAUGUCGGUGCGACAAACCCUAGGCCUUGAGCCUUCUUCCUCUUCCUCGGCCUCUCGUCUUCUUUCUUCUGCUCAGAUUUUGAGCUCUCAUCGCGCUUUUGGUCUCCUAGUUAGGCCUCGUUAUGGAUUUCGAGGUUUAUCACGAUCUCAAGUUGUAAAGGCAGUGGCAACCCCAGACCCACUCUUGGAAGUACCCCUUACUGAGGAAAAUGUAGAGAGCGUUCUGGACGAAAUCAGACCAUACCUCAUGUCUGAUGGUGGUAAUGUGGCGUUACAUGAGAUCGAUGGAAAUAUUGUGCGAGUCAAAUUGCAGGGAGCUUGCGGGUCAUGCCCAAGUUCUGUUAUGACUAUGAAGAUGGGUAUUGAGCGUCGCCUUAUGGAAAAGAUACCUGAAAUAGUGGCUGUUGAAUCAGUUCCAGAUGAAGAGACUGGCCUUGAACUCACUGAAGAAAACAUUGAAAAGGUGCUGGAAGAAAUCAGGCCUUACUUGAUUGGAACAGCAGAUGGGUCGCUUGAGCUGGUGGAGAUCGAAGAGCCGAUCGUGAAGAUAAGAAUCACAGGACCUGCUGCUGGAGUCAUGACAGUACGAGUAGCAGUAACUCAGAAACUCAGAGAGAAAAUUCCUGCAAUUGCAGCUGUUCAACUUAUAUAAACACGACCUCCUUUCUUGUACCUGUCGAUCUUUCUUUCCCUUGUAUUACUAGCAUCCUUGUAUAGUGCAUAGUUACUGUGUUAAUGUUUGAUAUUUGUUUCCAAAAUAAGCUUUAAACAUUUCUGGUCAACUUCUUUUCUAAGCUAUCUUUAUAUUGUGCCUCAUGAGUGUCAAAACUUCUU